GCUCAGUGUAAACGCGAAGUAAGUGGUCAGUGGUCAAUUACAUACAAAUGAUAACGUCAUGAUCUUCAACUAUUUUAUAUUGGCUUGCGGGCUAACUGCCGUAUCAGCUGGUGGUCUCCAGGCAUUGUUCCCGCAGCUGAACCGCCAGUAUGCCUUCACGGUGAAGACCAACUCAUCAUCAGGUAUCCUCGCACCAAGAGAGGGCAAUUCCUUCUGGACGUUGGAGGGUAGAUUGCUGGUUACUGUUUACGACAAUUAUACUAAGGCGAGAUUCAAAUUGGAAGACUUAAAGACUACCUACCAGUCAGAAGAAGCAGCCAGUUUUCUCAAGCUAUCAUGGGAAACCGAUUAUCAGGCGAAUGGUUUGCUCAGCGCCAUGUACGUGAGUCAAGAACCGGUGUGGGCAACGAAUAUGAAACGAGCUUUGUCAAUUAACUUCCAGUUAAAGAAGGGAUCCGGAACGUAUGGUAAUUAUGAGCCCUGCUUAUACGAAAACUGUCUGAUGGUAUACACAGUGGUAGGAGACAAUAUAAAGAAGUAUUGCAGCGUGAAGGUCUCUUCACCAAGAACUGAACACAGCUGGAGCUCUGUACCCUGGACUCAAGAUUAUGAUGACAGGAAUGUUCCAGAGAUGGUAUCCACGUCAGAACGUGUAUACACAUUAGACCAGAAAGGACUUAUCAGUAUGGACAUGAAAGGGAUGUUUCAAUACAAGAUACACGAUCACAUAUUAUACGUAGCAUCAGAGCUAUCACUCUACUACGACGCUGAAGUUCCUAUACAAAGUCUAGGGAAGUUGGAACUGAUCAGAAGAGGUGUUCAGUAUGACGCUGGAGAUUAUAGGAAUCCAUCAAACUUUAUAAAAACUGUCACACAAGAUGAGUUGAAGAAUAAAACAUGCGAAAUACUUUUGAAUAUCGCUAAGAAAGGAAUCGACGCUGACAACAUAGUGAAAAACGAAGGCCUAAUUCAUACAAUGGAUUUUGUAGAUUUACUAAAUACUCUGUCGCGUUUAACGUACGAUUCCUUCAAAUCUCUAUUCGACGAACUAAUUCUUGGCACCAGCUACGAUCUAGAGACGGCGAGGAACAUCUUCUUGGAAGUCCUGCCUCAUUCUAGAAGUGACGCGUGCGCUCGCUUCAUCAGAUACUUGGUGAUAGAACAGAAAGACAAGAUAGAAGACUUAGCUCUUCUUUCCUUACUUCGUAAACUACCUUACAACGUAGCGGAUUAUAGUCAAAAUCUUCUAGAAGAAUUGGAAGUCUUCACUAGACUCGGUCUUGACUUCCCUCCAUCCAUACGACACGCUGGUAUUCUGUCAUUCGCGACUCUCGCUUCAAAGACGAUGGACGCGUCGUUAGUUAAACACGAUUACUACGAUAAUGUCGUUAUAAAAUUCUUCAGAAUGUAUAGUGAUUGCCCACAAUAUUUAGACCGUAUGGUCUGGCUUCAAGGUCUCUGUACACUAGGACAUACAGCAUGCUCGUACAUCAGGACUAUACAUGGCGAUAUCAAAAGGAACAGACACGAAAGACUCUGGGCCUCUUUAGCUUGUGGGUCUGGGGCUAAAGGAUAUUUGGUUCUAGAAACAGCUCUCCCGAUCCUCACAAAUGACAAGGAGCAUAUCCAAUUGAGAGUUGCCGCAGUACAUUCACUUCUUAGCACUGAUAUUAGUGCCAGUGAUUUCCUCUUCAUCCAUAAUUAUAUUAAGGAUUGUAGUAAUGAUCAACUUAAAAGGUUCUGGUACUCCACUAUCAAGACCAUAGAGAAGAACAAGUUCUUCCAUGGAUAUAAGUCUGUAUCUCUAUACGUCCCAUUCAUCAGUAGCCAAGUAACAAACCCAGGGUCUACAUAUUGGUCUACCAAUAACUUGCUGUUCACUGUUGGUGAUGAUGAAGACACAGCAUCAGUGCAUUUCUUCAGUGUGGGGGAGGCUGAUGGACCGAUGCCCGCUAUGGGGGGGAUAAAACUGUCUACUGGGGGGAGAAGACCUUAUCAACCAUCGAUAUAUUUCGUCGGCGAAGGGCUGUCUUGGUUAAUGUUAAAGAAACUCUUGCAAUCAAGAAAUAUCAACCAGGGAACCUUGAUCUCUAUGUUGGAGAAGUUGAAAGCUUGGAAAUUGAAAACUCCAGAACCGGUUCAUAUAGACAUAGUUGUGAAGAUCGGAGACAAAACUGUGUACGCGAUGCACAUCGACCAAUCGGAUUUAGAAGAUACUUACAAUGAUAAAAUAUUCAAAUUUAUCGAUGACGUACUAAAGUUUGGCAGCCAUAUCAACCAGCAGUUAGUCUACUAUCCGUUUCAAAUGGACUGGAACAUAGCCAGCGAGUUGGGUACCCCUGUAAGGCUCCAAAGGACAAUCGUAGGGUUCUCAUCAAUACGAGGCAAUCUUACUGCUCAUCCAGAAACACAAGGCCUCACUUGGGACAACGAUCUGCAGAUCACGUACCAAGGUACGGCGGUUACGUCACUAUGCACGGAUGGACCGAUCCUCCUCUCGGAGCAUACAACCAGGAUCCAACAGUCUAUCGUCGCACUCCUGCCAAUGCAGUUCAACGUCUCUCUACCUUUAAAUGUGAAGAAGAUUGAAUUAACCCUUUUGUUCCCGUUCACACAGCGCGCGGGACUCGCCUUGCAUUCUCGUGUUAUGGUGAAUAUGGUCACUAACGAUGGAAGCUUCGAGAAUAUUGUCAUCACUGGGAAGGAUACUUGUGAGACGGAGCACAUAGACGGCAUUAGUGACGUCACGCCGUUAUCCGGCGCUGAGAAUACUGACAAACUUAUGACACACGUGUUUGACCUUCUAUCUCCACUCAAGUCAUCUCAUAUCGCAUUAGAGAGCAUUCUCCUUCUCAACUUCCCGCCAUCAGGCACAUGCGGCGCCACCAUCUUCGUCUCAAGUCUCAAGAACUACGGAGAAGGAAAAGUGACAUUAGAAUUCGGUGUUAACAAAUGGAACUUCUUAAGUGAAGAAGAUAAAAUCGAUAUGGAUUUAAGCUUCGCGAUUAGUUUCUACAUUUUGAACCAGAACCGUGAAGAGCCAGUCAUUAAGGUGUACUCGGAGACCAGUAUUAGCAGUCAGGAUGGCAACUUGACAGCGGAAGUCGCGAUCAGAGGGAAACUGCCCGACACUUUCCAUAAUAUCAGUGAUAGAUAUGUCAGACUCUGUUAUCUCCAAGAGGUGUCAACUCAGCCAGCAGCAGACCGAGAUCUGUAUUCCUAUCCAUCUUCAUAUUUAGGACAGAUCAUACUGUUGUUGGAUUUCUCCAAAGAAUACAGAAGUUGUCACGAAAGUGCGGAGAACAAAUUGAAGAUACAUUACAAAGGAACUCCGAAGAAUACAUCUGGAGUGUUGGAGAGACAUGUUGAUUUCCAAAUAGAAGGGAAACAAGGCAUAGAUAUAUUACGUCACGUAUUACCUAAAUGGGUUUUAGAGACGUCAAGGGAUUUAUUCAGCGGCACUUAUGAUAAGGAUUCGAUUAAAGCUGAAGCAGAAAUGAAGGAGAAGAAUGGUAUGAUCCAUGUAAAGAGUAAAUUAAGUGAGGUUAUGUUAAAACCUGACAAUCUGGAGUGGUUACUUGACAGCUUCACGAUAAUGCAAAUGAUGACGAAGUAUGGAUUCUACCGUGAAUGUCGUAUAGAAGAGUCGACAGUUGUAACGUUGUAUGGUGCCACAGAGCAGUUAUCUCCAGUACAGAGUGAUGCAAUAGUUUUGGCGGAUUGUUCACAUUUUUCUAGCUUUGCCGUUCUCCGUGACCAAAAUGGCGCUAUCAAAGUGUACACUGGUUUGAAUAACAUCACAGUUAGCAGCGGUUCAGUUAAUGUGACAAAUGAACCUAACUUUUGGGUACGCAGUAUAGGUGAUGUUGUUAAGAUUUCUUCACUCAUCACCGGUGUUACAGUCUACGUGAGAUAUCCGGAAACCGUCAUACUUGUACCCUAUUCGUAUAUGAACACGCUUUGCGGAGAAUGUAUAGGCAGGAGUAGGAAACUUGAUCACCUGUAAUCUUGUAAAACAAAUUUGGCUCUCAAAGGGUUUAUUCUAACCCUUUCAAAGGAGUUUUUAUAGCAAAUGUACUAAGGUUUUUAGUAGACAUGUUUUUAAUUUGAAAUAAACUAUUUCAGUACUUUUUUUUAAUAAUUAGUCAAACUGGACACUAUCAAGUUAAAUGCUUUAAUAAAGAUUUUUUAUUGUAAUUUUGAUUGAUUUUUUUCGUAUAUUUUUCAUAACGAGAUCCGUUUUCUGG
Messenger RNA from Papilio polytes (common Mormon), 4247 nucleotides. RefSeq lists its product as uncharacterized. The transcript is spliced from 29 exons. Gene Ontology annotation, molecular function: lipid carrier activity. Bases 59 to 4006 code for a protein of 1315 amino acids. Gene Ontology annotation, biological process: lipid transport. Lineage: Eukaryota; Metazoa; Arthropoda; Insecta; Lepidoptera; Papilionidae. The record is from RefSeq and is a predicted model, not a curated record.